This is a messenger RNA of Protopterus annectens (West African lungfish), 7621 nucleotides long. RefSeq names its product TIAM Rac1 associated GEF 1 (gene TIAM1). NCBI's taxonomy places the organism in Eukaryota, Metazoa, Chordata, Ceratodontiformes, Protopteridae. The coding region runs from base 483 to 5258 and encodes 1591 amino acids. Gene Ontology annotation, molecular function: guanyl-nucleotide exchange factor activity; protein binding. Gene Ontology annotation, cellular component: plasma membrane; synapse; cytosol. The record is from RefSeq and is a predicted model, not a curated record. The transcript has 29 exons. Gene Ontology annotation, biological process: small GTPase-mediated signal transduction; positive regulation of axonogenesis; activation of GTPase activity.
GAUGAGUGAUUGGACUGCCAAACUGUAACAUGGACAAACACAGUUUUUUGUGCUGCUUUGCACUAUAAACAGUGAGCAUGGCCAAACCUGACAUCCAUAUGCUUACAGAAGAAUUGUGCUGAACUGGAUAGAUGAGAAAAAGCAAAACCUCCAAACCUGCACAAGCCUCCAGUAUGCUAUAAGGCUCUUCCAUGCCCAUUAUUAGCCCAGGUAACUGUCCCGAGAAGACUUCACAGCACAAGUUUUGGGUGUCAUUGUUGAUUCUGAAGCUGGGCGUAUGUUGCUGGAGUUAACAGUGCUAAGACUAUUUCUGGUUUUCAUCUUAAAAUAGCUCCUAGCCUUUGUGCUGGUGUUGGUAUUAACCUUUUGUUAACAUCAUCUGCAGCAGGUUGUCGGUUGCUGUUCAUGGACUGAAGACAGACAAUAAUGGAAUCUUGGAGUGGCAGGUGCUGACGGACACAGUAGUUCCGAGCUUGAAAACCAUGGGGAAUGCUGAGAGUCAAAAUGGAGAUCAAGCUUUCUACUCAGAUGAUCACGUACGAUUGGGCCGGAAACAUACAUCAAGAUCUCUUCGAAUUACUAAUAAGUCUGGUCGCAGGGCACGGCAUGCUUCUUCAGGAAAAAUUGUACAUAGAAAUUCUGAGGCGAGUACCAGGUCAAGUAGCACACCAAGCAUUCCCCAGUCUUUGGCUGAAAAUGGCCUUGAACCUUUCAAUCAGGAAUCCAACAUAGAGGACUUCAGUGGCCCUGUUUGGGUAGAUAGGGUUGGUAUGAACUUGAGGCCUGUGUCAUGUCACACUGACUCUUCUGUCACUCCCAGCAUGGACAGUACAGUUCUGACCACAGCUUCCAUGCAGAGCAUGCCAGGGUCUGAUGGUAGGCCAUAUGGUGAUAAAUCAACAUUACUGCAAAGAACGGAUGGCAGUGUGCCGACACUUUCUACGAAUGGAUCUUUGUUUGCACAGAGUGCAAAAUAUAAGAAAAAACGGUCAAAAUCUGCAGACAUCUGGAGAGAAGACAGUAUGGAAUUUUCUUUGUCUGAUGUUAGUCAGGACCAUUUAACCAGCAACGAAGAAAUCUUGGGUACUUCUGAGGACAAGUCUUGUGAGGAGCUAGAGAGGAUUCAGGCUGAUGACAGCUCAGCAGGACUGAAACAGAUGGACUCUAGUCACCGUGCCAAUUCUUUAAGUCACUUGUAUGGCCAAAAAAGUCCAAGUGCAAUAAGAAAUGCGUCUCCCAAACAUAGGUUGAAAGGGUGCUCCCGAAAUUUGAUGCCCCAGUCACAAGGUACCAAUACACCACAUGAUGCAAAUCAUAAAACAGCAAUGACCUGUGAAGAGGAUACUCCAUAUGGUGCUUAUACACUUCCCUGCAGGAAGUCACACUGCCUUUCUGAAGGUGCCUCAAGCCAGCAUCUUAGCCACAGUACCAGCAUGCAUGGCCGAAGAUCUAAAACUACCCAGGACAUUACAGCCAGAGAAGGGAAUGAAUUUGCAGACAGUGGGAUUGAUGGUGCUGCAACAGAUGGCGAUCUUCUGUGCCAGCAUUCGAGUAUUACCUCUUCUCCUUAUUCUCCAACAACUACGAAUUUCAUUGGGAGUGACAGCGGUAGCAGUUCUGCUGGAGAUGCAAGCCAUCAAGGAAUAUAUGAGAAUUUCAGACGUGAGCUUGAAAUGAGCACAAACAAUGCAGAAAACUUGGAAGAAGCUGGAUCGGCACUGAGUGAUGAACAGAGCUGUAGCACGUGGAGCUCUCUUGGACACUCCGAUAUUCUGCUUUCCACAGCGCAGGGCACAGUUCGUAAAACAGGAUCUUUGGCUGUGAAAAACAUUUUGGUGCAUAAGAAAAAUAAAAAGGUUGAGUUGGCUACAAGGAGGAAAUGGAAGCAGUACUGGGUUUCUUUAAAAGGCUGUACAUUGUUAUUUUAUGAGACAGAUGGCAGAUCUGGAAUAGACCAAAGCAGCAUCCCAAAGCAUGCUGUUUGGGUGGAAAACAGCAUUGUGCAAGCAGUACCUGAACAUCCAAAGAAAGACUUUGUUUUCUGCCUCAGUAAUUCACUUGGGGAUGUCUUCCUGUUUCAGACAACUAGCCAGACGGAGCUGGAAAACUGGAUCACUGCAGUCCAUUCAGCUUGUGCAGCAGCAGUGGCCAGGCAGCAUCAUAAAGAUGACACGGUCAAGUUGCUCAAAUCAGAAAUCAAGAAACUGGAGCAGAAGAUUGACAUGGAUGAGAAAAUGAAGAAAAUGGGAGAGAUGCAGCUGUCUUCUGUUACAGACGCCAAGAAAAAGAAGACGAUCCUGGAGCAGAUUUCAGUCUGGGAACAAAACCUUGAGCAAUUCCAAAUGGACCUCUUCAGGUAUCGCUGUUACUUAGCUAGUCUUCAGGGAGGAGAAUUGCCAAAUCCAAAACGACUUCUUGCAUUUGCAAGUCGACCAACCAAAGUUGCAAUGGGACGCCUUGGAAUUUUCACAGUAUCUUCCUUCCAUGCACUGGUGGCAGCUCGUACAGAAUCUGGUGUAAGGAGGCGAACACAGGUGAUGUCUAGAUCAGUAAGCAAACGGAGGAGCAGGUUUUCCUCCCUCUGGGGUCUUGAUAACACUUCUAAGAAGAAAUCAAAAGGAAGGCCUAGUGUCAAUCAGGUCUUUGUUGAUGGGGCUGAUCCAGUAAAGAAAUCUCUAGAAGGAGUGUUUGAUGAAACUGAUGCAGACAGAAAGGAAAAAGACAUUGCAUUGAGUACUAUCCACCAGAACAGUACUGACAGCGAUAUGUGGGUUCAUGACUGUCUCACCCCAUCUUGGGUCAGUCUGCCAAAUGACCAGCCUAUAUUGGCCGUAAUCCAUCCGGAUGACACUGCAAGGGAUGUCCUGCAAAUUGUCUGCAAGGCACACCAGCUAGAUGAAGAAAAACAUUACUUACGUCUGAAAUUCCUGAUAGAAAAUCAAGUGCAUUACUAUGUACCAAGGCCAGAGGAAGAGGUGUAUGAUCUAUUUUACAAAGAGGUUGAAAUACAUCGUAAAACUGUGCGGAACAUUCAGAUGAGCAGGUCUGGUGCAUCAUCUUUAAAUUAUGGUUUCUCCAUCUCAGCUUUGGAAGAGGAAGGCGUUCUCAGGCAUUACAUUACUGAUGUGAAAGACGGGGGAUUAGCAUUUUCAAAAGGCCUAAAAGUAGGAGAUGAAGUUGUUCAAGUAAAUGGAAAUCAUACAAGGGCUCUAAAUGUAGUGGACCUUAAAGCUGCUCUGAGUAAGCCUUCUCUGAACCUUCGCGUUUAUACCUAUCCAUCAUCAGAACAGGAAAAGGCACUGAGCCAGUCACUGCCACGUCGAUCAGAAGGAGCAGCUGAAGUGCGAGAUGAGUUGUUUACGUCUGCUUGUCCAGGAACUAUCUGUGGUGAUGAACAACCAAAUGAGGUCGAAAUUGUCUCUGAAGAAACUGAUAGCCAUUUGGAUGUAUUUGAUCCAUCUGAAGAAAUCACUAAGAGUACAGAACAAGUCGCAGCAUUCUGUCGCAGUCUUCAUGAGAUGAAUCCUUCUGAGGGGUCUUCAGAACCACAGGAUUUGACAGGACCACAGCUGGCAACGAUGCGACAAUUAACAGAUGCUGACAAACUGCGCAAAGUCAUUUUUGAACUGGUGGAAACGGAGCGCACUUAUGUGAAAGACCUGAAUUGCCUCAUUGAGCGAUACCUUAAGCCACUUCAGAAUGAAAAAUUCCUCACUCAAGAUGAGCUUGAUGUCCUUUUUGGGAAUUUGACAGAGAUGGUGGAGUUUCAAGUUGAAUUUCUGAAGACUCUUGAGGAUGGCGUAAGGCUCGUGCCUGACCUUGAAAAGCUAGAGACAGUGGAUCAGUUUAAGAAGGUGUUAUUUUCCCUCGGUGGAUCUUUUCUGUAUUAUGCCGACCGAUUCAAGAUCUACAGUGCUUUCUGUGCCAGCCACACAAAGGUGCCAAAAGUAUUGGUAAAAGCCAAAAUUGAUCCUGCAUUUAAGGCCUUCCUGGAUGCCCAGAAUCCUAAGCAACAACAUUCAUCCACUCUGGAAUCUUACCUCAUCAAGCCAAUCCAACGUGUCCUUAAGUACCCUUUGCUGCUCAAGGAGCUCUUUUCUUUAACCGACUCAGACAGUGAAGAACAUUAUCAUCUGGAUGUUGCAAUGAAAGCCAUGAACAAAGUUGCCAGUCAUAUAAAUGAAAUGCAGAAAAUUCAUGAGGAGUACGGUGCUGUCUUUGAUCAGCUCAUAGCAGAACAAACAGGAGAGAAAAAAGAGGUGGCCGAUUUAUCAAUGGGCGAUCUCAUCCUGCACACUACAGUAACGUGGCUUAACCCUCCUUUGUCUCUGGGAAAGUGCAAGAAGGACCCUGAGCUGGCAGCUUUUGUCUUCAAAAUGGCCGUUGUAUUUGUACAUAAAGACAGCUCUAAACAGAAGAAAAAGCUGGGAGGAUCUCACAGAGCUUCUAUUAUUGAAGAUCGAGACCUUCUCCGGUUUCGUCACAUGAUACCCACAGAAGCAUUACAAGUUCGGCCUCUGACUACAGCAGACACAGAAUCAAAUGCAGUAUGUGAAAUUGUGCAUGUGAAGUCUGAAUCUGAAGGAAGACCAGAGAGAGCGUUUCACCUCUGCUGCAGCUCUUCAGAUGGCAAGAAGGCAUUUUUAAAGGCUGUACAAUCUAUUUUACGGGAUAAACAGCGACGGCAGCUUCUGAAAACUGAAAGUUUGCCCUUAUCACAGCAGUAUGUUCCUUUUGGAGGAAAGCGAUUGUCUGCUCUUAAAGGGGCAAGACCUGUAAUGAACAGAGCAGCUUCAGCCCCGAGCAGGACUCUGGGGAGAAGGAAACUGGCAAAAAAUCGAUACACCAUAGAUUCCGAUGACUCUUGUGACAGCACUCCCAUGACACCAGCCCAGCAUUCUGAGAGUGGCAGUGGUGAUACAGACCGCUGGGUAGAAGAACAGUUUGAUCUGGCUCAGUACGAGCAGCAAGAUGAUGUGAAAGAGACCGAUAUUCUUAGCGAUGAUGACGAAUAUUGUGAGUCCUUGAAAGGGUCAUCACUUGAACUGGAAGAUCAGUUAGAGGGUAUUUCUGUUUCAACUGAUGAAGCAGAUGAGACACCAAAUGUCCUGGAUCUGCAUGUGACCAGGAUGUCCCACCUAAAGAAACAAAAUGCUGUAUCCGGACUCAAUGGCAUUGUGGACAGUAGUAGUGAAGAGGUGAUCUGGGUCAGGCGAGAGGAUUUUGUACCUACUAAAAAACUUAACACAGAGAUUUAAGUACUGUUUCUAUUGUCACAUAAUGUAAAUAGCAUUUUCUUUUUGCCCCAUACACUGCGGAAAACAAUCCUUCUUGUCUCACACAGUCGUUGGCAGCUUAUUGUGUUUGAAACAAUCCUCCUUGUCUCACACAGUCGUUGGCAGCUUAUUGUGUUUGAAAGCCAUGGAGCCACAUGUACGAAAUUGAAAAAAGGGAAGGAAAAGGCAGAGGUUUGCAAAACUUGAAAUGGAAUAAACUUGAGUUUCCUUUCUUCAGCUGUAAAAAUAUUAAGGGCUUUUAAAUAUAUUUAUUUUAUUGAAAUCAGGGGUUUAAAGAGGACUCUAUAGUUGUAUCACUGGAUAUGUUACUGAACUGUGGUAUGCAGCACGUGAGGGAACAGACAGCGCACAGAACAAAAACUUCCUGUCAAGUAUUGCUGAGGUCACUGUAGUAAUGUAAAAAGGCUACCUUUUAAUAAGUUGACAUGGUUGUAAUAUUGAUUUCUUAAGCCUUUCACUUCUGGAAAAUCAUAGUAGUUGUGCAUUUUAAGGGCAGCAUUAGUGUUUGCUGCAAACAUUUGAUUUUCUGUUUUAUCUGUUUACUGAUGCAUUAUAGUUUAACUUCCUAGAACACUUUUAGGGAAAGACUGUCAACAGCAAAGAAACCUUUUAGGUCAGAAUUAUGUCUGUACAAAUUGUUCAUUUUGUUUCCUUGCAGUUGUGUUAGUGCCAACUUCCAAGUGCUGUUGUGUAUAAGUAUGUAUUUAGAUAAUAUACGUGAAGUGCCAAGUUGUAAUAGCAUGGGCAGCAUUGACCAGCACAAGGAAAACUGCAAGUGGAAAUGCCUGCUGCAAGGAUCAUGAUGUUCUAGAGGCUUCUAGCAGCAUGUAAGCUGUAGCUGCGCUGUGUUAAGCGAUCACUGAGACAUGUAGCUGAACAUUUGUUGAGUCUGGUAAGACUGCACUUUACUCUGUGCCACUUAAGGUGUAAAUCAACUUUUGAAGUUUUCUAUGGUAAACUGCAAUUUAGCACUCGCGUCAGAUGAAAUGUUUCUUCUUAAAGCUGGUUUACAUUCACAAUUUCUCAGAUCCAGUAGUAGAAAAUUUAGAAACUUUAUAAAAUUAUGCAGUGUUUACUUUUCCAAAAUGAAUACUAUUUCAUGGAAAUUUAGUAUAGUUUAACAAGGAUUUCUGUGUAAUUUUAGAUGGAUGUGAAUUGACGCUUUCAUUUCUGCCAUACGUUUGUUACUUUUGAAAAAUAUCCUUUUUGGGUUGAACUUCCUAAUUAAGAAUUGGCCAGUUGUAAAAAUGUUUUUUUUGGCAGAACAAGAAAUGUAAGUCUUCAGUUAUGCCUUCAGCCAAAACAAAUGUUGUACUUAUUGUGCCUUCUCCCUGCACUGUCCUACACCUGUGCCUCCCCAGCAGUGAUGGCUAGGAUGUGGAGUAGGGACUCAGUGAGGCCCUGCACCUUUUAGUACUUCAUUUCAUAAGCGAGUCUGAGGCAAGCUUGCCCAUCAUAGUUUAGGUUAACACUCACUGUUAAUUAAAAAUAAGGCCAGUAACUUUGGUUGUAAAGGUCACCAAAAAGACCACAAGUUGUGUUGGCUUAAAGCUGCUACUGGUCUGGAUACGAUUCAGACAGAUAACAGUGACGUUGAAGGUAUUUAACUCAUUGCUACAUCACACAGCUACUUCGUUUCCCUGUUUUUAUUUGGUUUCAUAUUUCCUUUUAAUUUCUGAUGAGCUCAGGUGAAAAACAUUUCAAAAACUGCAGUCCCACAUAUGACACCCUAUACUCAAAAAGGAAUUAAACUAGGAAACAGUUUGUGAAGCACCUUAUGCAGGUUUCUGGGAGGAAACAUGGUGCGUUUUGGUUCAGUCCCAUGCUGUGUAGGAUGCAGUACAUCUAGAGACUGUUGUGCCUGUCUUUAUAGAGCCGAUUAAUAUGAAAAUAUAAACCAAUGUCGACAGAAUGUCUUGGUGUACUUUGCUCAUGCAGCAGUAGUUUUGUAUUCCUGUUCCAAGCUUUGGGGCUCAAGAAAAACACUCUCAGCUAGCAUUGUAGUUGUUUAAUGGAGCUGCAGUUUUUCCUGUUAUAGUUUUAAUUUUCUCAUAGCAACUAUGGUCCAGUAAACAGGUGAAUGUUAAUAAAAUAAACAAUAGUUUGUCACAGUCAAGCCUGAAAGUUCUCAAAUCUAUGUGCAGAUUUGAGUUUGGGCAUGUGCCAUUAUUCUCUGUACAUAGUGUCAGGUCUCGGGUGCUCGUAUCAGAGCUUGUUUAAUAUAUUUCUUUUGUAAACUGAGAAAAGGUAUAUUUUUGUUUUUAGGUCUACCAAGCUGAAAAGUUGUAAAUGCUUGUAAAACAUAAUAAAAUGUGCUGAACAUG